GCAACAUCGCUACAGGCAAUGAAACUGUACUUCCUGAUAGGUGUGCUGACUGCUGACAGAUAACGUGUUAGCCGGUCGCCGGUUAUAAAAGGGCGUGCAGUGACUGUAGCGUGACAGGAGGCCACUGGGGAGUUCAGAAUUUAAUAAAUCUUUGAAGAUAGCUUUGGAGACAUGUCAGCCCCAGAAACGCUCCAGAAAUUAUUUGCUCACAUAGAUGCAAAUAAAACCAAGUAUAUUGAACGCCUGAGAGAAGCUGUAGCCAUUAAAUCUGUGUCAGCAUGGGAACACACGAGAAAUGACAUUGUAAAAAUGGUUCAUUGGACAAAAGAAAGACUAGAAAAGUUAGGUGCAGAAACAGAACUCCAUGAUGUUGGUACACAGGUUACUCCAAGUGGAAAAAAAUUACCUUUGCCACCUGUUUUAUGUGGUAUUCUUGGUAAAGAUCCAAAGAAGAAAACGGUUUGUGUGUAUGGACACUUAGAUGUUCAACCUGCUGCAGUUACUGAUGGAUGGCACACUGACCCUUUCACUCUGACAGAAAAAGAUGGGAAACUGUAUGGAAGAGGUGCCACAGAUGAUAAAGGCCCAGUUAUUGGCUGGAUUAAUGCAAUAGAAGCAUAUAAAAAUCUUGGCAUUGAAGUACCAGUUAAUAUCAAAUUUGUGUUUGAAGGAAUGGAAGAAUCGGGCAGUGAAGGAUUAGAUGAAUUGUUAUAUUCUGUCAAAGAUACAUUUCUGAAGGAUAUAGACUAUGUUUGUAUUUCUGAUAAUUAUUGGCUUGGAACAACCAAGCCAUGUUUGACUUAUGGGCUAAGAGGAAUUUGCUACUUCUUUAUUGAAGUUGAGUCAUCUGCAAAGGAUCUGCAUAGUGGUGUGAUGGGAGGCACUGUGCGUGAGGGUAUGUCUGACCUUAUUUAUUUAAUGAAUACCCUUGUUGACAAGGAUGGGAAGAUUUUGAUUACCGGUAUUAUGGACGAUGUGGCACCUUUGACUGAUGAAGAAAGACAGAUGUACAAAAAUAUAGAGUUCAGUGUAGAUGAAUACCGUGCAGACAUUGGAACUAAUAAAUUACUCCACAAUGAGGAUAAGAUCGAGCUGCUACUUCAUCGCUGGAGAUAUCCAACACUUUCAUUGCAUGGAAUUGAAGGUGCAUUUAGUGAUCCAGGAGCAAAAACAGUGAUACCUGCAAAGGUCAUUGGUAAAUUUUCGAUUCGUAUUGUACCCAACCAGACACCAGAACGAGUGCAGGCUCUUGUUGAAAAAUAUCUUAAUGGACAGUGGAAGAAGCGGGGUAGCACAAACAAUUUUAAGGUUAAAAUGGGACACGGUGGCCGAUAUUGGCUUUCAGACCCAAAUCAUCCACACUAUUUGGCAGCGCGUGCAGCUACAAAACAUGUCUAUGGUGUAGAUCCUGAUCUAACACGUGAAGGUGGCUCAAUUCCAGUCACACUUACCCUCCAGGAAGUAACUGGCAAAAACGUUCUCCUAUUGCCUGUAGGAGCUGGAGAUGAUGGAGCCCAUGCACAAAACGAGAAGAUAAAUAUCAGAAACUACAUAGAAGGGACAAAGCUGCUGGGAGCAUACCUGUAUGAAGUAGCGAGGCUCUAAGUAUAUCGUACAGCAGAUUAUUUGAGUGUAAUCCAGAUAUGUUUUUAUAUGGCAUAAUGUUAUUGUUUAUCCUUUAUUGAAUGAAUAAAAGGUAUAUUAUAACUAAUUAACAA
This is a messenger RNA of Schistocerca serialis cubense, 1718 nucleotides long. RefSeq names its product cytosolic non-specific dipeptidase (gene Cndp2). The record is from RefSeq and is a predicted model, not a curated record. Gene Ontology annotation, molecular function: metallodipeptidase activity. The transcript has 9 exons. Bases 172 to 1605 code for a protein of 477 amino acids. Gene Ontology annotation, biological process: proteolysis. Lineage: Eukaryota; Metazoa; Arthropoda; Insecta; Orthoptera; Acrididae.